ACACCAUAAAAUACACUUGAGGUAGACCAGGUUUAUUAGUUAGUUUUACUUUCGCACUAGUGAAAAUAAAAUGGUGGAAAAAUGCAUUAUUUCAACAUUCGAGAAGGAGAUGAAUGGAAGGGUUAGAAAAUUUUGGGUUCAAGUCCUGCCAGACGAUCAAAAAGAUAAGACCAUUGAUUAUUUCUGCAAAUAUUUCAUAAGGGAUGAACCCCUGAGUAAAUCAUUAAAACUCGUAGAAGAUGAGGAGUCCAUGAAAUUUAUAGUCCACUUCUGGCGGAAUAUAUUGGAACAAAAUAAAACUUUGGCUUGUUUCACCGAGCUCGAUAACGGACAAAAGGAAUUGGUGGCUGCUAAUUUAUGUUACCAAACCUCCAUUACAGAAGAAUUGAUGAAAAAAAAAGAGGGAAUUCCAGAGGCAAUGAAACAAGUCCUCGAUACUUUACACUACCUCAAUAAUAAAUCAAAAGAUUUAUUGGAGGGACUAGGGAUAAGAGAAUAUUUAGGAGCUGUCGGUCUAGUGACCAUUCCUGGAUAUCGAGGUUUCAAUAUUGGACUUGAAGUUUUGAAAGCAAGGAAAUUUCUUUGCGGAGAAUUAGGAUUGAAUGCAUCUAUAACAACGUUCACGGGGCCUGCAUCUCAAAGGUUGGCUGAAAAAGUGGGAUUUAAGGAUCUUGUGUCCAUAACUUAUGACGAUUUAGAAAAACUUGAGCCUUCUUUUAAAUAUCCGAAUAUAAAUGAAUAUUCUAAGUGCAUCAGACAUAUGUAUAAUCUGUACGAAUAAUUGUACAUAUAUGAAAUUCAAUAUAUUUAUGUGAAGAAAA
This is a messenger RNA of Coccinella septempunctata (seven-spotted ladybird), 821 nucleotides long. RefSeq lists its product as uncharacterized. The coding region runs from base 71 to 781 and encodes 236 amino acids. The record is from RefSeq and is a predicted model, not a curated record. Lineage: Eukaryota; Metazoa; Arthropoda; Insecta; Coleoptera; Coccinellidae. The transcript has 4 exons.